Scophthalmus maximus (turbot) is the source of this 2953-nucleotide messenger RNA. Its product is annotated as 5-hydroxytryptamine receptor 7. Gene Ontology annotation, molecular function: G protein-coupled serotonin receptor activity. The coding region runs from base 224 to 1696 and encodes 490 amino acids. NCBI's taxonomy places the organism in Eukaryota, Metazoa, Chordata, Actinopteri, Pleuronectiformes, Scophthalmidae. The record is from RefSeq and is a predicted model, not a curated record. The transcript has 2 exons. Gene Ontology annotation, biological process: adenylate cyclase-activating adrenergic receptor signaling pathway; smooth muscle contraction; chemical synaptic transmission. Gene Ontology annotation, cellular component: membrane.
GGUGCCCGCGGCGCGCCACGCGCGUAACGACGAGUAAGUCUGUACAUAGAUGAAUGAAGACGUCGAGAGGCUUUUGUGAAAGGAAGGGGAGCGCGUCACAGAAGCAGUUCGUCCUGCAGGGAUCCCUCAGUGCUCGUGUCCACAGCGGCACAUGUGUGCGGGUCCAUGUCGCCGCCGGACGCGCAUCCAAGUCCACGGAUGAGAGGGACCGGGAGGCAGCAGAAUGCUUGUGGCGGGCGCGAGUAACGGAACCAUGAGGUCGUCGUUCAUGGUGGAGGACGGAGCCGGAGCCGGUGCCGGUGCCGGCGCAGACCCCGCGGGCUCCACCAACAUGAUGAUCUCGGAGGCUCUGGCGCCCCGGCUGCUGAAGAUCGCGCAGGGCGCCGCGGAGGCUGCGGCUGCUGCGGCGGCGGCGGCGGCGGCGACGUCUCCGUCCGCCUCCAGUCAACCGCAGGUCAUGGAGACGAACGGGACCCGGUGCGGCGAGCAGAUCCUGAGCUACGGCCGCGUGGAGAAGGUCCUGAUCGGCGCGGUGCUCACCAUGCUCACGCUGUCCACCAUCUGCGGGAACCUGCUGGUGGUCAUCUCCGUGUGCUUCGUGAAGAAGCUGCGUCAACCGUCCAACUACCUGAUCGUGUCUCUGGCCGUGGCCGACCUGUCGGUGGCCCUGGCCGUGAUGCCCUUCGUCAGCAUCACGGACCUGAUCGGGGGCCAGUGGGUCUUCGGACAGUUCUUCUGCAACGUCUUCAUCGCCAUGGACGUGAUGUGCUGCACCGCGUCCAUCAUGACCCUGUGCGUGAUCAGCAUCGACAGGUAUUUGGGAAUCACAAAACCGCUGACCUAUCCCGUCCGGCAGAACGGCUGCUGCAUGGCCAAGAUGAUCGUGUCGGUGUGGCUGCUCUCGGCCUCCAUCACCCUCCCGCCGCUGUUCGGCUGGGCGCAGAACGUCAACGACGGCAGCGUUUGCCUCAUCAGCCAGGACUUCGGCUACACCGUCUACUCCACCGCCGUGGCGUUCUACAUCCCCAUGUCCGUGAUGCUGAUCAUGUACCACCGGAUUUUCCGAGCCGCCAAACUCAGCGCGGCCAAGCACACCAUCACCGGCUUCCCCAGGGAGGGGGAGCACGCUGCAGGGGCGGCUCCACGGGCGGGCAGAGGGGGCCACCAGCUCCACCAGCCGGCGGAAUCCGGAGAGACGGCGAGCGUGGAAGCGACGGAGGAAGGGGAGGAGAGCUUGGACUGCGCGGCGGCGGCGCUCAAGCUCCAGCGGGAGGUGGAGGAGGAGUGCGGCACGCGCGUCUCCCGCCUCCUCAAGAGCGGCGAGCACCACCAACGCCGCAAGAGGAAGAACCAGUCCAUCUUCAAGCGGGAGCAGAAGGCCGCGGCCACGCUGGGCAUCGUGGUCGGCUGCUUCGCCUUCUGCUGGCUGCCGUUCUUCCUGGUGUCCACGGCGCGGCCGUUCGUCUGCGGCGUGGAGUGCAGCUGCGUACCGCUCUGGCUGGAGAGGACGCUGCUGUGGCUCGGCUACGCCAACUCCCUCAUCAACCCCUUCAUCUACGCGUUCUUCAACCGCGACCUGAGGACCACCUACAGCAACCUGCUGCGCUGCCGCUACAGGAACAUCAAUCGGAAGCUGUCGGCGGCCGGCAUGCACGAGGCGCUGAAGCUGGUGGAGAAGCCGGACGCUGACGUGUAGCGCCGCGGACCGGGGCCAAUCGGCGCUGCCGCAGGAGACACCACCAUGCAGAGACGACCACCGGGGGAAACAGCCGGUGGGGCUCAGACUGUGGCGACGCUGUCGGACCGGCGAUUCCCUCGAACGUGACGGUCGAGGGCGAGAGGAGGCAGGGCGCUGUGAUUGACUGGACGCACUUGAAGGCACUCAGAAGACGCCCAUGGGCCUCAAGCUGCACAUCUUUUACUGUGAGGAUUGUGGGAAAUGGUGUGGAAGUUCAACUUGCUGGCGACGAUUUCACGCUGUCUGGACGGAGGACUUCAGCGCACGAGAAGUUCACUCUCUGACUUUACACUCGGCUGCCGCAGCGGAUGGAUUUAGAGAAGAACUUGCCCUCACAAAAGGAGAAGAAAAAAGAAGAUGGAGUUCUCGGAGCUCGAUUGAUCCACUAAAACGCCAAAUGUUUUUCAGCUCGUGUCCACGGUUUAUCACGCGGCCCUCAGAACACGAGUCACGAUUAAAACACGUCUGAUAUGUAAAUAUUGUCGAACGCGCCUGAUGUCAGAGGUCAAAGCGUCCGAUCGACCUGGUGUCAGUUCAUAACUUUUACUCUUUUUGUUGAAAUGUGUCGAAACUCGCUCCUGUUGCCUCUUCGCAGGUUCUCGCUGCGACUUCACCGAAAAGCCCCCCGAUGAAUCCAACUUCAGUUCGAGCUCUGUCUUGUAUUUUCAAACGUGACACUUAAUAAGUUCUGUGUGAACACAAGCUGACGACAUUUUCACCUUUUGUUCUCCGACCUGAAAUAUCUAUUUUAUUUGGUUGCCGCCAAUUGUCUAAACAAGACAAACAGAGGUCAUGUGACCGCGGUAUGUUUUGUAGCCAAACAUCAGAUUUUUACUUCUGUCGAUUGUAAAUAAAGAUGGACGACGUGACAGCUCGCCCCCUGGUGUCUGGCUGCAGUAUAGGUCAUGAUCCCCGCUAUUUGACGGUAUAAAAACCGGCUGAGACGUCAUGAUUGACAGCUGACACUGACUCAGGAUUGGUCGAGAGCGUGUGUGGGCGGGGCUGUGACACCACGGCUCCACUCCAGGAUCAUUACAUCACAGACUCUGACUCCACAUGACGUCACCAGCGAAAGAUGGCGGCUCCUGACCAAGAGGAAGAGACGUGACUUCAUCUUUAUAUACACUCGCUGAUCGUCUUUAUAUACAGUCGCUGAUCGUCUUUAUAUACAGUCGCUGAUCGUCUUUAUAUACAGUCGCUGAUCGUCUUUAUAUA